Messenger RNA from Anoplophora glabripennis (Asian longhorned beetle), 2723 nucleotides. It is a transcript of the gene fu, whose product is annotated as serine/threonine-protein kinase fused. Gene Ontology annotation, molecular function: ATP binding; protein kinase activity. Lineage: Eukaryota; Metazoa; Arthropoda; Insecta; Coleoptera; Cerambycidae. The transcript is spliced from 12 exons. The coding region runs from base 29 to 2203 and encodes 724 amino acids. Gene Ontology annotation, biological process: protein phosphorylation. The record is from RefSeq and is a predicted model, not a curated record. Gene Ontology annotation, cellular component: cytoplasm.
UUGACAGACAGUGUCACGGCGAUAGAAAAUGGAUAAAUAUGAAGUUAUUGGAACCCUAGGAGAGGGUUCUUUUGGAAGAGUUUACAAAGCGAAACAAGUGUCUGAUAGUAGCCUUGUGGCUCUUAAAGUGAUUAGUAAAAGAGGACGCUCCUCUAAAGAGCUGAAAGGUUUCCGUAGAGAAUGUGAAAUUCAGAGAGAUUUACAUCACCCAAACAUAAUUCAGAUGUUAGAUUCCUUUGAAACAGAAAACGAGAUUGUUGUUAUAACUGAAUUUGCUCAUAAAGAACUAACUGCAGUGUUGGGGAAGGAAGGUUACUUAUCGGAGGAACGUGUCCAACCAAUCGUUUGGGAUUUGGUUUCAGCUUUGUGUUAUUUACAUUCUAACCGAGUUCUUCACAGAGAUCUAAAACCACAAAAUAUCUUAUUAGACAUUAAAAAUCGUGCAAAAUUAUGUGACUUUGGCUUUGCAAGGAAUAUGAGUACAGGAACUCAUGUCUUAACUUCAAUAAAAGGUACUCCUUUAUAUAUGGCUCCAGAACUUAUAGACGAACAGCCCUAUGACUAUAAUGCAGACUUGUGGUCUCUCGGCUGCAUCAUAUAUGAACUUCUAAUGGGCACUCCACCAUUCUGUACUGCUUCUAUACUGCAUUUAAUACGUCUUAUUAGGCAUGAACAAAUUCAGUGGCCGACAUUUUUAUCUGACAACUGUACUUCAUUUUUAAAGGGGUUGCUUCAGAAAAAUCCGACAAAAAGGAUGACGUGGGAUGAAAUUCUUUGUCAUCCGUUCGUGAAAGGUCAUGUAACUUUAUCAAAGAAUACAACUUCUAUGCCUCUUACUAGACCAUUGUCGGCAAAUACUUUACAACUGAAAGAACAGCAGAGGAAAGACAGCAUUAAAAGUAAACAUAAUAAAGCUGCAUCUUCGAAAAGUAAUGAAUGCAAUGAAUAUGCUCCUGAACAAAAAAAGUCCAGUGCAUCAAAAAAUAGUAAAACAUCCUCUCAACACUCAAAUAAUAGCACAAAAAGAUCGAAUAGCCAGGACAUUAAAAAUAACAAUGUGGAAGAACAUCUGCAAAAUUUAUCAUUAGAAAAUAAAAAUAAAGGAUUUUCUUCAUGGGAAACAAAUAAAUUGGACUAUUCAGAGCAAAAGAAGUCAGGUGAAAGGAAAAACCUUAACAAAAAUGAGACAUAUAAAGACUCAAAGGCAAACAUUGAUCAUGUGAAGCAAAACUGUUCAGAAAAGGAAACCGGAGAGAAAAGUAAAAUGAAUAAAUGUUUCAUUGAAAAAUUGAAUUUUAUUGAAGACAAUCAACCGAUAGAAACUGACGAGUGGAUUGUUUUCCUACAAAGAACAAUACAAGAGGUAAUAAAUGGUGAAAUGGGCACACUCAUACAGCCAAGUCAAACAAACAUCAUUGUUUCGCCCUUAAGAAACUCAAAUGCAAAUUCGAAAGUACUGACAUUUGUGGCACGGUUGUUGUCUAUACCUUUUGUUAUUAAAGGAACUACAGAGGACACUCUGACUCAAAUAAAAAAGGUGUACCUGGAUGUAAAAUUAGUACCCAACUUAGUGUAUGCUUCCAAAUUACUUCUUCGGGAAUAUAGAGAACAUACUCCCUCUGAAGCUUCGUCUCCUGGAAAUUCUCCACUGCCUUCUACUGCAGAAAGUUACAGAGGCAUUUCAGAGUUAUGUACGGAGGAUUUCCAAGCACUUGAAUACAUGUUCUUGCUAAUUUCACAUCUAGUUCACUUGGACGAUCAUUUUAUGAUGCAAUUUUGCGAUGCGGUUGUAGUAUUGACUUCCUAUGUGUUGAUGAAAUUAAUGUUGCUUUUGUCAAAGAGGAGACUGAGAAUUGUUUUAGACGUAAUGGCCAUAUUGACCCAUUUGUUGAGACAGUGUCCUGAAAACGGAGAAAUCAUCGAAAAGAUCCUGUUAAAAGAAUCCAACAACCCAGACGUUAAGCAAAUAAAUUUCGUUGAUUUGCUGAGGCAUUCGAAUUCAAUUUUAAGAGAGAGAUCAAGUUAUUUUCUGCUGUUUAUAGGCAAAUGUUUGCCAGAGAGUACUAUGAGAGUUUUUUGGAGUGAUGUUUUGAGGGAUACGUUGGAGGCUUUGAUGUAUGAUUCAAUAGAGACUGUUCGUAAUGCAGCUGAAGUGGCUGUGUCCGAGUUAAAAAGUAAAGACUAUUACAUUGUCGUCAAAUAAAUGUUCUUUUGAAAUGUGUUAUAAUUAUAUAUAAAUGAGUGGCUCUAGAUUAUCAGAGGAUAUUAAGACUGGGAAUAUUAAAUUUCCUCUAUUAAGUGAUUUGACAUAAAUAGUAUCCUAGUACUAAAAUUUGUGUUCAAUUUGAAAUCGAUGUCCUAAAUAUCGUUAUAUUAGAUUCUGCAUAAAUGUUUACAAAAACGCGUGACCACCAAGCUUAGGCAACCAAUUAUUAGUUAAAACCCCUAAAUCUUAGUAAUCCAUGACUCGUUUACAGUGAACAAUGACAAACCGUUGCGACUAUGCUCUAGAUCUAGAUAAUGCGAUGGCUGAAUGGUUGAAUAGAAUUUCGUGAUAAAAUUCCACCAAUCAUGGCGAGCGAAAGAAAAUGUAUUUUAUUAUAACCUUUAUUUUAUUUUAAUAAUUAUAGAAAUUUUAUAUAAAUUUAAUAGCUAACGUGAAGGAAAUAAAAUUACUAUUCCAAAGAAAAAGUACUGGUUACGUAGUUACGUAGCUUGUAAUC